CACCGGGUCUCAGUGCAAUUUGGGACUGGGUGACGUGCGUACGUUGUUAACGGUUGUUUUUGGUUGUUAUUGCUUCGUUUUUUUUUUUGGCGCACUCAACUCAGCUCGUGGAAUCGAAAUUGGGAACAUCAAUAUGGAUACGAAGAGUGACUACAGAUUCGGCAGUAUUGACUAUACUAUAUUUCUGGGCAUGAUUGUGCUAUCCACUGGAACGGGCAUUUACUUCAGCUGCUACAAAAAAACUAAAAAGUCCAUUGAGGAAGUGGAGCCUACCUUGCCCGGCAGUGUUGUCAAAGAACAUGAUUUUGGGUCGGCUAAGAUGAGCGAAUAUUUGCUGGGAUCGCGUCAAUUGAAAGUUUUUCCUGUUGCCAUGAGUCUGAUAGCCAGCUAUGUAUCGGGCGUCACGAUACUGGGCACCACAUCAGAGAUAUAUAAUUAUGGCACACAAUACUGGUUUAUAGCCAUAGCCAUUCUAUUACAAGGCAUCGCUGUCUCUUAUGUAUAUAUACCAGUUUUUACGGUACUGCAAGUCGGCUCGUCCUAUGAGUAUCUGGAAAUGCGCUUCCAUUCGGUGAUACGUAGCAUUGCCUCAUUCAUGUUCAUCUUGGAUGAGAUACUCUUCCUGCCUUUCAUUGUAUAUGUGCCCGCUAUUGCAUUGAACCAAGUCUCUGGCAUCAAUUUGCAUGUGAUAUCGGCGGUGAUUGUGAUCGUGUGUGUCUUCUAUACCUUUGUUGGUGGCAUUAAGGCUGUCGUCCAUACAGAUGCCUGGCAGACGCUUGUUAUGUUCCUCUCGGUGCUGGUUGUGGCUGUGUUGGGCACGUUCUAUGCCAACGGACUGGACAAGUUGUUCGAUGAUGCCGCCAAGGGUGAACGUCUGAUCUUUACCAAUAUAAAUCCAUCGCCUUAUGUGCGUCACACGGUUUGGAGCGUGCUCAUUGGUGGCUUCUCGUAUUGGAUCUCCUUCAACGCCGUCAAUCAGACCAUGGUGCAGCGUUACAUGUCGCUGCCAUCGCUGAAGCAGGCGCGUGCCUCGAUGGCCAUAUUCACAAUUGGCGUGGCUGCCUUCGUCUCUGUUUGCUGCUAUGUGGGUCUGCUGAUCUUCGAGAAGUACCAGAAUUGUGAUCCUCUCUCGGCAGGCCUCAUCACGCACGAUGACCAGCUGCUGCCACUGUAUGUGGUGCAGACUGUGGGACAUAUCUCUGGGAUGGCUGGUCUCUUCAUAGCGGGCAUCUUCGGUGCCGCCUUGAGUUCCCUGUCUGUGGUGCUCAACUCCACUUCGCUGGUCAUAUUGGAGGACAUUGUGCGGGGCUGCUUUAAGAUUCAGCCCAGUGAACGCGCCUCCACAAUCUUGGUUAAGGGCAGCAUUAUAGUGUUGGGCGCAAUUGCGCUGUCGCUUGUUCUGGUGCUGGAGCACUUAAGUGGCGUAUUGAGCAUCUGCACCUCCAUGACGGCCAUUGCAGCGGGCACCACCUUCGGCCUCUUUACACUGGGCAUGCUCGUGCCGUGGGCGAAUAAUGUAGGCACAGCGGUCGGCGGCAUUGCGGGCGCCUUGCUGGCUGGUUGGAUAUCCUUUGGCACACAGUUUACCAUUGCAGCGGGUCAGCUCAACUCACAGAAACUCAACGUGUCCGUGGAGCAGUGUACGACAAAUAUAACGCUGCCCGAACACAACUGGGUGGACGAGGAGGAUGUGUUUCCACUUUAUCGUCUGUCGUAUCACUGGAUCAAUCCGAUUGGCGUGGCCACCGUCAUUGUUGUCGGCUCCAUUGUCUCGCUGCUGACGAAGCCCACAGAUGUGAAGACACUUGAUGCGCAGCUAAUCUCGCCAGUUUUACAUCGAUUUUUGCCCAAGGAGUGUUUUGUCAGCCGUCAGCAGCCGCAAACGAAUCUGCUGAAUCGCACAUAAUUACAAAAUAGAACAAGAUG
Molecule: messenger RNA, 1926 nt
Organism: Drosophila hydei
Lineage: Eukaryota; Metazoa; Arthropoda; Insecta; Diptera; Drosophilidae
Gene: SLC5A11
Product: sodium-coupled monocarboxylate transporter 2
Exons: 8
Coding region: 134-1906 (590 amino acids)
Biological process (GO): sodium ion transport; transmembrane transport
Cellular component (GO): membrane
Molecular function (GO): symporter activity
Source: RefSeq, a predicted model, not a curated record